CAGCUAACCGGCGAGCUAACGUCUCCAGCCCCCCGGGGAGAAACCUUCCUCCUCGGGUGAGAGCUCCGCAGACACGCGGACAUAAAGGACACGAGUCCUCGGAUCUGUUUUUUAAAAUGACCGAGUCCCACCGAGCUUCAGUCUGGAUGCUAACCGGUGCUAACCCCUCCAUUUCCGCAUUGUCAGAACGCCCUGCUUCGUGCUCGAGCUUGUCAGCAACAAUGAACGUGUCCCAUGAAGUUGAGCUGCUGGUGCAGGAGAUUCAGCGACUCGGCAGUAAAAAUGAUCUUGGUCAAACUAUCGUGAAGUUCGGCGUGUUGUUCAGCGACGACCGCUGUGCCAAUAUCUUCGAAGCGUUGGUGGGCACGCUAAGAGCUGCCAAGAAGAAGAAGAUUGUCAGCUACGAAGGCGAGCUGCUCCUGCAGGGCGUUCACGACCAAGUCGAAAUUGUCCUGCUCUAAGAAUGAGAUGGAAAUCUGGACCAGGCGCUUUUCUCCAGCAACUGUGGGUCUCACUGAAUCCUUCCAAAUUCUGAGCUUCUGUUUCGAGUCAUCCUCCUCCAUGUAUAAGGCUCAAUAUUUGAACUCAAAACGCACAGAUUAGACCGAACAGUAUGCAAUGUAUAACAGACCCAGCUGCCAGGUCGGCAUAAGAUUUAAUUGUGCCAAUUUUGAGAAUAUUUUAUGGUUUUCAUGGGCUGACCAGCAGCCACAUUCAUAGUUUAAGAUGACAAAGUAGUGUUUCUCUCUUUCUCAGGCGCUGCCAUGUCAUCAACCACGGGUCUGUGAUGUCAUUUUGAUAUGCUUUCUAGUCUAUAAACGCACAACUUGGGAAUGUUAUAGUUUU
Molecule: messenger RNA, 846 nt
Organism: Paralichthys olivaceus (Japanese flounder)
Lineage: Eukaryota; Metazoa; Chordata; Actinopteri; Pleuronectiformes; Paralichthyidae
Gene: abracl
Product: ABRA C-terminal like
Biological process (GO): regulation of actin filament-based process
Source: RefSeq, a predicted model, not a curated record